AUGGCAUCCAAAACGAUUGCGAAUAUGGCUGGUAGAGUACCUAUUAGCACAUUUUCAAAGCAAAAACAAGUCCAACACAUGAUCAAGAAAUUGACAAUCUUCGAUGCUGAAAUGGCGUAUAUUGAUACAGGUUCUGGUCGAGGUGAUCCUGUAGUUUUCUUUCAUGGCAACCCGACUUCAACUUAUCUUUGGCGGAACAUUAUUCCUAUUGUGAGCGAUCAAUAUCGAUGCCUAGCACCCGAUCUUGUUGGUAUGGGCAACUCGACAAAGAUUGUAUCAGAGUAUCGUUAUGCCGAUCAUUAUAAUUAUAUCGAGCAGUGGAUGGAUCAAGUCCUACCCAGUGGUAGGGUUAAUAUUGUAUGCCAUGAUUGGGGCUCUGGAAUCGCUUUCAAUUGGUGUUAUAGGCAUCCAGAACGUGUCAACAGUAUCGUCUUUAUGGAAGCCUUAGUUGGACCAUCGUCUUGGAAAGGAUUUCCAUCAAUUUCACGUAAGGCAUUCCAGCGACUACGAUCAAAAGAAGGUGAAAAGAUGGUACUUGAUGACAACUUUUUUAUAGAAAAACUCUUACCUCUCAGUAUCAUGCGUAAACUCAGUGACGAAGAGAUGGAAUGUUAUCGUCGACCUUUCGUACAAAUGGGGGAAGCACGCCGACCUACCUUGACAUUUCCUCGUGAGAUUCCAUUUAGAGAAGAUGGUCCAGCAGAUGUUUUCGAAAUUGUCGUAAACUAUUCCAAAUGGUUAUCCAAAAGUACCGUACCUAAAUUAUGCAUACUUGCUGAGCCUGGCUUUUUCUCCAAGGGAAUUCAAAAGUUUACAUCAGCGUGGAACAAUCAACGUUUUGCUACAGUCAAAGGAUUGCAUUUCUUGCAAGAAGAUUCACCAGAAGAAAUUGCUCAACUUAUUCUCGAUUUUCUGCCAUCCUUUCAUUCGAGAUUAUAG
Trichoplax adhaerens is the source of this 939-nucleotide messenger RNA. RefSeq lists its product as uncharacterized. NCBI's taxonomy places the organism in Eukaryota, Metazoa, Placozoa, Uniplacotomia, Trichoplacea, Trichoplacidae. The transcript is spliced from 2 exons. Gene Ontology annotation, molecular function: hydrolase activity. The record is from RefSeq and is a predicted model, not a curated record. The coding region runs from base 1 to 939 and encodes 312 amino acids.